Messenger RNA from Anopheles stephensi (Asian malaria mosquito), 2623 nucleotides. RefSeq names its product RNA polymerase II degradation factor 1-like. Bases 222 to 1913 code for a protein of 563 amino acids. The transcript is spliced from 8 exons. The record is from RefSeq and is a predicted model, not a curated record. NCBI's taxonomy places the organism in Eukaryota, Metazoa, Arthropoda, Insecta, Diptera, Culicidae.
CGCGGCCCGUUUCGGAAAACACUUUGUAGUGUUGGGCGGUUGUGGCAAAUUGAUUUAUGUUUUUGUUUUAACCUGUUACAUUCGGUUUGGAUGUGUUGUACUUGCUUAAAAGAAUUAAGUUGUGAUCGUUCGUUUUGUGUGUUCGGCAAAGCUCGUUAUUUCUGUGAAGUGAAAGUGUAGAUCAAUUAUCAGAUCAAUUGAUUGGGUGAAGUUCGUGAAGAAUGAAGUUUAUGAAAAACCUACCGCUGGCACUGGUAGUGUUGCUGGCCUGCAGCAGCUACUGGGCCGCCGGACAGCAGCAGCAACAGCAGCAGAACCAACAAUCAGUGCAACCGGAACAACCCCAUGCUGUGGCAGCUGGUGAAAAUGGCAGUAAAAACGUGGCCGGUGUCGUGGACAAGUCGCAGAACAAAAGAGGCGCACCGGACAUACCAGUGGUUGUAGGUACGCCAGCGCAGCAUACGGCUUACAUAAAUCAUCACGUUACCGGAGCAACCGUCGUAGCUGCACCCAUUUCGGGCCACGCCACGCACGCAGCCAUCGGUACGGUGCCGUUCGGUGGGUACGGUCAUGCGGUAAGCAGCACCGGAGCACACAUCCUGCAGACACCGACCGUAGCGACAGGACAUCAGCACGUGAUACAGAAGGUGAAUUACGUAGCCCCUGCCUCACCGGCGACGACGCUCAAGUUGGCAACCGUCUCCGAGGGUUCCCAUCUUCAUCUGCAUCCCGUUAGUACGGUCGUGACGAAGUACAACUAUGCCGUACCGCAGCUCACGUACACACACUACCCUCAGUAUCAGGUGUACCACCAUCAUCAGGCUAGUCCUGGCACAGUGCAGCCAGCUGCUGCUGCAGCAAUCUAUACCGCGCAUCAACUCCACGAGCAUCCAGAGCAGCAUCAGCAGCAGCAACAGCAGCAGCAUACAGCGUACGCUCAUCAGCAGCCCAUUUACGCACACCAUCCGGCAGCCAUUCAUUACACCAUUCCGGCGUCCCUCAUCCAUGCUGGCCAACACAAUUACCAGCAGCAGCCACACCAUCCCCAACAACAACAACAACAACAGCUACCCCUGAGCCACACUCAGGCCAUCCACUACCAGCCGAGCCAGGCCGGAGCACCGCCGGCAGUUCCGAUCGUCCAUCAGGCCCCGAUUGCCACCAUCAAUCAGGUACACCAGGCGCAGCAGGUCUACGCCACCCAGGGCCAGUUGACGAAGUAUCCGCUCGCAGCACAAUCGUACUACGGUGCCGGAGGACUACAGCAGAAUCAGAUCUACUCGACAGUUCCCAGCUACGCUUUUCAUCAACAUGCUGCAGGCAGUGCAAGUAAUGGGUUGGCCGGAAAGCAGCUUCUACCUACCGUCGCCACACCCGUCCAUCUUAAAUCCUUGGUCCCCGUUACAACCGCCACCACGACCCAACACCACGGUAAUGGCAUCAGUUACACCGCGUUCACGCAACCCUCGCACGUCGCAUCCAUCCCGCUGGCAGCUGCUCACCUGAAGCCCGUACCACAGGGUGUGCUGCAGACGCAACCGUCCUACUAUAGCACUGCCGCCACAUCCAACGUUCAACAGCAGGCCAAUGUCUAUUACCGAAAUCAGUUACAGCAGCAACAGCAGCAACAGCAGCAAGCUCAGCAACAGCAACGAGUGCAGAUUUACUCAACCGCAGCGAGCCCUCUUCAAAAGUCUCCGCUGCUCUACUCGGCGGGCAAGUUCAGCCAUCCGGUCCCAUCGCAGUACGCCGCAUAUGCUUACGCUCCUCAGCAACAGCAGCAUCCGCAGCAUCAGUCGGUCGCCACCGGAGCACUUUUCCAACCGCAGGCUUCGUUGGGCAAAAUCACCUACGCGCAGAACGCCAUUUCGCCAAACGUCGGAGGCCGAGGGUCCAUCUAUCUGUUGCACUAAUCGUUCUCGUCUACUCGCCACGAGUCGGAAAGUGGCGGAAGGUGUAGGAUAGUGUGCACUUUCCCUUCUAUCGCAUGUAGGCAAAUCCGGGUAUGUAGGCCACGAUUUACAGUAGUUUAGUCGAGGAAAGAAGCAAAAAAAAACUUGGGUCCUUUGCCAAUCGAAAGGACUGCGACUCCAUUGAAGUUGAAGUGGAGUGGGAAACCGCGAGCGCGUAGAUUUAAGGGUGGUCGGGACGGUUCGAUUACAGACAAGCUUUGAUCCGCAUUUAUUGGUACCAAUUACACGGAGAAGCGUGGUGGAAGCGAGUGGCCACAGAUCGCUUUAUCGGAUUGCACCGAGCUGGAUGCAGCUCUAGAAUGGGCACACGCUGAGGUUAAAUGGUUCCAAUGGCGGUCGGCGCUGCUUCUUCUUCUGGUUUUUAGUUUUGUUUUACAUUUCACUUUAAAGCCGUUGUGAUAAAGUGUUUCUCCUCAUGCAGAGUUAACUGGGCAGGUAACACGAAAACGCUGUUGAUUUAGGAUUGAAUGAAGCAUGUCUAACUGGUGCAACUAUGCAUCUGUUUUGAUUGGCUUCGUUUUAGCGGAGGUUUCAAAACUGUGGGAAAAUAAAAAAAUAAACAUAAUUUAAAUGUUGUUAAUGGGGAGGUUAGAAUUAUGUUGCUCGAGCGAAACAACAACGUUUAAGGUUAAGGAUAACAUGUUUUUCAC